This is a messenger RNA of Penaeus indicus, 2494 nucleotides long. RefSeq names its product receptor-type tyrosine-protein phosphatase alpha-like. Gene Ontology annotation, molecular function: protein tyrosine phosphatase activity. The record is from RefSeq and is a predicted model, not a curated record. The transcript is spliced from 18 exons. Lineage: Eukaryota; Metazoa; Arthropoda; Malacostraca; Decapoda; Penaeidae. Gene Ontology annotation, biological process: protein dephosphorylation. Bases 114 to 2345 code for a protein of 743 amino acids.
GUGAUCCUGCUGACGACUGAGCUUCGAGCGAGUCAGUGCCUUUGGGGGAGUUUCGGCGGAGGUCUGAGCAGCCUCGUAGUGGGAUCUGCAAAAACAGUGUUACGGCAAUUACGAUGUCUACAACUCUGGCGUUGGUUUCCAUCGCGUUGGGCAUCGUUCUUACCAUUUUCUUUAGUUUCCUCUGCUGCAGGCUUCGCUUCAUCAAAAUCCUAAGCUACUUUCUGGAGAUAUUCAUCCGCAUCAAAGGCUGUCUCAGAUCCUGUUGCGAGAGAACCGAGGACGGGGAAGUGAAGUUUCUGAAAAGCUUAAGAAAUGUGUAUCACAGAGCCCCAGAUAACGAGAUGACCAUCGUGCAUCUCUCAGGCAAGGUCAGAGGCGGCGUCGGAGAGGAGGUCCUCCUAACGAACGGAACGCGAGCCAAGCGCCUACCUCUUGCAUGCCCAUCAUCCAGCAACGAAGCAAACCCAGAACCAAACAAGGAGAUAAAAAGGGAGGAAGACGAAGACAAAGAGAAGGACAAAGAGGAGGAGGAGGAGAAGGAGAAGGAAGAGAAGGAGGAGAAGAAGAAGGAUGAGGAUGAGGAAGAAGCUGGAGAACGGAGUCAAGUCCCUUCCAACCGCGUGAGGAGAGAGGACUUGGAGGCGUAUCUCAAUUACAUGGUCAGGAGAGGAGAUCUGGAGGCCGAGUUCAGGAAAAUCCCAGUGUCGUUCAAGAAGUCGAUGAACAUCUUCAGUGCACCGCUAAAUCGAGCGAAAAAUAGGUACAGAAAUAACAUCCCUUAUGACGACACCCGCGUGGUUCUGCAAAGCAAGGAAGAGGGUGACUACAUUAAUGCCAGUUUCGUGCAGGGCUGCCACGACCCCCGAGCGUACAUAGCCACACAGGGACCCAAGGAUUAUAAGGACAACACCAUCGAGGAUUUCUGGAGGAUGGUUUGGGAGCAACAUUGCAACACCGUCGUCAUGCUUGCAAGACUCAUCGAGGGGGGGAAGGUGAAAGUAGCUCAAUAUUGGCCCGACGACAAGAAAACUCAGGUGACCUACGGCGACUUCAGCAUCUCAAUCGUCGGAGAGGAAAAGGAACUUGACUACUUUAUCAGGAAGUUCACGCUGAAACACGCCGGCGAGAGUAGGGAGGUCACCCAGUACCAGUUCAUCGCCUGGCCUGACCACGACGUCCCGCAGGCGCCUUUCACCUUCUCGCUUAUGACGUUGGAGAUUCGAAGGAGGGAGAUCACAGGCCCGCUCCUGGUGCACUGCAGCGCCGGCAUAGGCAGGACCGGCACGUUAUUACUGGUGCUGGUUCUCCUCGAUCAACUGGACAGCGAAGGAUACAUAGACGCCCCUGCAUCUGUCGCUCUGCUGAGACAGGGAAGGCCGAUGCUCGUUGAGAAUCAGAUGCAGUAUCGCUUCGCUCAUCAGCUUCUGCUCGAGAUUCUGUACAGUGACGUCACGAAUUACCCGGUGUCCGAUUUCGUCAACUUGUUGCCUGAUCUCGAUAAAGAGAUUAAAGCACAGUACAAGAAACUGAAAGGGACAGAGAGGAACCUGUCGUUCAAGUGGGCGUCGAAACCCGCCCACGCUAGACUCAACCGCAACCUGGAUCUUCUUCCUGUGGACGGCCGCCAAGUGCUGCUGCAGAUGGUGAACGGCCAGGCGGAGUCCCAGUACAUCAACGCCGUGCGACUGAACGGCGUGACUCAGCGCGAUGCCACGGUGGUGAUGGAGCACCCGCUGCCGGAGACGCUCGCUCAGGCCUGGAGGAUGAUCUACGAGAAGAAGGUGUCGGCCUGGGUCCUCCUCAACGCCUACGGGGAGGACGAGGUCGAGGAUUUCCCGCCCGUCAUACCCGAGGGAGAGAUGGACCUCGGCUUCAUAACACUCACACUCGACGGAUCUCAAAGCAAGGACUUCUGCCUCGUGUCGCAGGUCACCCUCGCGCCCGUCAGAUCGCGGUACGCCGUGGCGCACUCCGUGCAGGUGCUGCAGCUGUUCGGGUGGCGCCGCGGGGCGGAACUCCCCGACUGCCCCGAGCACCUCCUGGCUCUGCUGAAGGACGUCCACGAGAUCCGGAGGAAGGCCCCGACCAGCCCCGUCGUCUUCAGCUGCGGGGACGGAUGCACUGCGAGCGGGUUGGCAGCCGCGUUGGACGUCAUCCUCACGCGGAUCGACCUCCUGCGCGAUGUGGAUGUCUACAGGGCCGUGCAGGCGCUCCUCUACGAGCGGCCGCAGUUCAUCGCCUCCUUCGAACAGUACAAAUUCCUCUUCAAGGCCACGGCUGAAAUGAUCAAAAUGAAACCAAAGGAGAAGGAAGAGGAAGAGGAGGAAACAUUGAUAAAAGUGUAAAUGGGACAUAACGACAAGCUAACGUAGAUGUAAUUGAUAUAGACUUCCAUUAUGGUAAUGAUAAGACUGACGUCACAGAUUUUUUUUUUCUUUUUUUUUUCCUUCCUUUCCGUCCUAUUUUCUUUUCUCUUUCUUUCUUUUGAGAUUUA